Molecule: messenger RNA, 1350 nt
Organism: Colletotrichum truncatum
Lineage: Eukaryota; Fungi; Ascomycota; Sordariomycetes; Glomerellales; Glomerellaceae
Product: adenosylhomocysteinase
Biological process (GO): L-methionine cycle
Cellular component (GO): cytosol
Molecular function (GO): adenosylhomocysteinase activity
Source: RefSeq, a predicted model, not a curated record
AUGGCUGCUCCCGCCCACAAGUUCAAGGUCGCUGACCUCUCCCUGGCCGCCUUCGGCCGCAAGGAGAUCGAGCUCGCUGAGAACGAGAUGCCCGGUCUCAUGCAGACCCGUGCCAAGUACGCCGCCGACCAGCCCCUCAAGGGCGCCCGUAUCGCCGGUUGCUUGCACAUGACCAUCCAGACUGCCGUCCUCAUCGAGACCCUUACUGCCCUCGGUGCUGAGGUCACCUGGACUUCCUGCAACAUCUUCUCCACCCAGGACCACGCCGCUGCUGCCAUUGCCGCCGCUGGUGUCCCCGUCUUCGCCUGGAAGGGUGAGACCGAGGAGGAGUACAACUGGUGCUUGGAGCAGCAGCUGUCCGCCUUCAAGGAUGGCAACAAGCUCAACCUCAUCCUCGACGACGGUGGUGACCUGACCCACCUCGUCCACGAGAAGUACCCCGAGAUGCUCAAGGGCUGCUACGGUGUCUCUGAGGAGACCACCACCGGUGUCCACCACCUCUACCGCAUGCUCAAGGAGGGCAAGCUCCUUGUCCCCUCCAUCAACGUCAACGACUCCGUCACCAAGUCCAAGUUCGACAACUUGUACGGCUGCCGUGAGUCCCUCAUUGACGGCAUCAAGCGCGCUACCGAUGUCAUGAUUGCUGGCAAGAUCGCCGUUGUCGCUGGUUUCGGUGACGUCGGUAAGGGUUGCGCCAUGGCCCUGACCACCAUGGGUGCCCGCGUUCUCGUUACUGAGAUCGACCCCAUCAACGCCCUCCAGGCCGCCAUGGCCGGCUACCAGGUCACCACCAUGGAGAAGGCUGCUUCCCAGGGUCAGAUCUUCGUCACCACCACUGGUUGCCGUGACAUCCUGACUGGCGAGCACUUCGAGGCUAUGCCCAACGACGCCAUUGUUUGCAACAUUGGUCACUUCGAUAUCGAGAUCGACGUUGCCUGGCUCAAGGCCAACGCCCAGAGCGUCCAGAACAUCAAGCCCCAGGUUGACCGCUUCCUCAUGAAGAACGGUCGCCACAUCAUCCUCCUCGCCGAGGGCCGUCUGGUCAACCUUGGCUGUGCCACUGGCCACUCUUCCUUCGUCAUGUCCUGCUCUUUCACCAACCAGGUCCUUGCCCAGAUCAUGCUGUUCAAGAGCGGCGAUGCCGCUUGGGGCCAGAAGUACGUUGAGUUCGCCAAGGCCGGCAAGCUCGACGUCGGUGUCUACGUCCUCCCCAAGAUCCUCGACGAGGAGGUCGCCAGACUCCACCUGUCCCACGUCAACGCCGAGCUCAGCAAGCUCAGCAAGGUCCAGGCUGACUACCUCGGUCUCACCAUUGAGGGUCCCUUCAAGAGCGACAUCUACCGCUACUAA